UCGGAGGAAGAGGAGGAGUUGGAGGAGGAGAAAGCAGAGGAGGAGGAGGGGGGAUACCCAUCUCCCUCCUCCUCCUCCUCCUCCUCUCCUUCCUCCUUGUCCUCCUCCUGCUCUGUCCUCAUUCUGGUCCCCCUGGAGGAGGGGUCUGCUGCUGCCGGGUCCCCGAUUCCUCCCCAGAGCCCUCGGAGCUCCUGCCCCUCCCCCAGUGCCAUGGCAGGCGCUUCGGGGAGCCAGUCCCACCAGGGCUCCAGCAGCCCCGAUGAGGAGGGGUCGAGCACCUGGGGGGCCCCGGCAGGGGCCCAGGCCUCGCUCCCAGAUGCGCUCUGCGUGAAGGUGGCCGGCCUGGUGCUGCUUCUGCUCCUCAAGUAUCGCACCAAGCAGCCGACCACACGGGCGGAGAUGCUGGCGGCGGUUAGCCAAGAUGACCAGGACCGCUUCCCCGUGAUCUUCCGCCGAGCCUGCGAGUAUCUGCAGCUGGUCUUUGGAGUCGACGUGAAGGAAGUGGACCCCCGCGAGCGCUCCUACGUCCUGGUCAGCAUCCUGGGCCUCAGCUGCGAUGGGACGCCGAGUGGUAGGGACGGCAUGCCCAAGACCAGCCUCCUGGUGCUGGUCCUAUGGGUGAUCCUCCUGGAGGACGACCGUGCCCCUGAGGAGGCGGUGUGGGAAGCGCUGGGGGUCAUGGGGGUGUAUGCCGGCAGGGAGCACGUAUUCUAUGGGGAGCCCAGGGAGCUGCUGACCGAAGUCUGGGUGCAGGAAGGGUACCUGGAGUACCGGCAGGUGCCCGGCAGCGAGCCCGCACGCUACGAGUUCCUGUGGGGUCCCAGGGCCCACGCAGAAACCAGCGGCGUGCAAGUGCUGCAGCACAUCCUGGCGGUCAACAGCAGGCAGCCCGGGUCUCCGUGUCUGUCCGAAGACGCUGUGAGCCAUGAGGAAGAGCGGGCCUGAGCCCGAGGGGCAGCCGGGCCCGUUCCCACCUGGGGUCGAGCAGCUUCUCCUGCGGGACACGCAGCCAGGCCACUUCUCCCCUGCGAGUGCGAGCAGAGCGGGCGCUGGGCGUUUUUUCAGAUGUCGUUCCUUGUCAUAGAAGUUUUCGUGAGCUUCGGGCUCAGUGUGGGAGCGGCACCCACGCCACAGGUGUUCAAGAGUCAGAGUUGUGCCGUUUGGUGCAACGAGCUGGGAACCCUUCCGUCCUCGUUCGGGAUCCAGAAGGGAAUCGCGGUGCCUGGGCUGGGCACAGACAGGGAUGUCUUGCAAACGUGAAGACCCUGGCAGUAAACGGAUGGUUUCAGGACAUGGAGAAAUAAAAGAUGUUCGUUCUUGC
Prionailurus viverrinus (fishing cat) is the source of this 1321-nucleotide messenger RNA. Its product is annotated as melanoma-associated antigen 9-like. Gene Ontology annotation, biological process: negative regulation of transcription by RNA polymerase II. The transcript is spliced from 2 exons. The record is from RefSeq and is a predicted model, not a curated record. Gene Ontology annotation, cellular component: nucleus. Lineage: Eukaryota; Metazoa; Chordata; Mammalia; Carnivora; Felidae. The annotation marks the transcript as partial.